Pecten maximus is the source of this 2394-nucleotide messenger RNA. RefSeq lists its product as uncharacterized. NCBI's taxonomy places the organism in Eukaryota, Metazoa, Mollusca, Bivalvia, Pectinida, Pectinidae. Bases 165 to 1307 code for a protein of 380 amino acids. The record is from RefSeq and is a predicted model, not a curated record. The transcript is spliced from 6 exons.
GAUUUAGUGUAUUCUGUAAAGCGCAUGUGCGGCCUUAUUUCCUGAAACUGCACAACCCAUCACCACAACACUUGAAGCUAAGACACGACAUAGAACGGCCGUACAUAGCUGAGAUCCGAUUUGGAGGUAUAAGACCAACUUCUACACCUUAACAAAUAAUCCAAAUGGCUAGCAUCACAGAUGAGGAGAGUAUGGACACAGCGGGAUCGCCGAGAUCAACACUAGGGUCACCCUCAUCAGAUGACAAUAGCAUUAGGACACCAGAGCAAACUAGUUCCUGGGAAAGAAUUCACCUGAUAGAGUUGAAAAUGCAACUGACCUCGUUCUGUGAUGUUUCAAAGUCUCCAUCAGACAUUAUAAAUAUGCUUGGUAAAUACCCAGACAUCAUAAAAGCGCUUGAGAAAGGACAGACAUCAAGUAAGACACGAAUAACUUCCGCCGGAGAAGCACCAGCAAAUGAGGCUGCCAUGGAAGCACGAGUCAAGGACCUUGAAGGAAAACUUCGUGAUACUUUGGCUGUGCUGAAUGAAGAGUUUAAAACUAUGACAAUAAAAAAGGCAGUACAAUUAUCAAAACAGACCGACCUAUGGAAGGUCAAAGGCUGUGGGGAAGACACAUUUAUUGACCGAUUUCAGGAAUCGGGACUUUCAUUCGCAAUGUGGCUGCGACACUGCAUCUACCAACGGGACGUUUGCGAAGUCAAAGUUUCUGAAUUCAUGUUCCAACAUUUGUUUGUGCUUUUCCUGCAAAUGUUUGGAGUUAAGUGCACAUUCGUCCCAGGCAUACCAAAGAAAACUAUGACGGUUAGAGAUCAAAGCGUCUCGGGAAUUCCAGACAUACUGGCCAGUGUGUACCUGAAUGAAAAGAAGACUUUGGAUUCUAAGACAUUAUUUGUUGGCGAGGUGAAAAGGAAUUACGAUGGGAGAUCUUAUGAACCACAAUCGAAGCGUCUGAGAUCUGCAGUCAAAGAGCGACCAGAUCCCAUGCCUGAUACAUUGUUAGGACAGCACGGAGCCGAGCUGUUGUUGUACUACCCAACAUCUUUGUCUGACAAAGCCAUCAUCGGCAUGAUUGUUGAGGAAACACAUGUUUCUUUCACAUCUCUGACUUGUACCGGGGAUCAAUACAAGUCACUUUUAAACGGAUCUUUGAAAAAAGAUACAAAGAGUGGACCGGAGCUGGUGUUCACUAGACCCUAUGACUACAUGGUACAGAAGGACAGAGAUGAUCUCAUAGAACCUCUUCUGAGAUUGGGAUUGAUCCAGGAAGUAGGGGAGAGAUAUUUAAAUGAAAAUUUACUCCAAUGAUGCGUGUGUUUGGUGCGCAAAGAGGUCAAAUUGGCAUACAUCGCCUAUUUUAACAACACUCUUUAACGACUCUGAUACACUGGAUAAGUGUUUUAUAGAUAAAGAGACUUACAAGUGCACAAGUUAGGUCGCUAGAGCACAGACAAAGGUUUAUAUCAUUAUCAACGUGACAUUGUAAUUGACCUUGACAUCCUGAAGCACGAACUCGUUCGAUAUAUUCGACAAAUUUAUGACGAUUAUUUGAAAUAUUGAUGACUGGUUGAGACUGUCAUUUCUGUCGGUUCCCAAUAAAGAUAGAGCAUAUUAAAUUUAAUAAAGUACUGAUGUUAUUGAGACAGUUUUCCAGACUUGCUAACGAUGUGUCCCAGCUGACUUUUCUGAUAACCGUUUACAUUUGUUGUCGUCGGGUAAACACUGAUGCUGAUGGCUAUGAUGAUGACGACAAAUCUCCCUGAUUGGAUAAUAAUAAAGACAUUAUUUCUGUCGUAGUUCCCCGAUUAGGAUAGGACAAGUAUGUGUUUUUUAUUUUAGACUGGCCCGAAAUCCAAGAUGGCUGUCAUAGCCGCCAUAUUGAAAACCAUAUUUUAAGCUUCUAUAUUCCCAGUGGUGACAUUGAUUUGAAAAUUGUUCUUGAAUUAACAACAUCUAAAAUCAGAUCUUAUAUUUUUGGCAGACACUACGGCCUUCUCGUAACAUGAUUUGUCGUACUUAAACAUAUAUAUAUGACAUAUAAACAAUCGUUCACGUGGUAUAUGUAUAUAUGUAGUUAUCGUACUUUAACAUAUUUAUAAUAAUAAUAUAUGAUAGCUUGAAUAAUAGCUUAUUUAAUAAAUGUAUUUUCAUGAAAAUUAUAGCACUUUAAUACUAGUUUUCUAGCUUUAUGCUUGAGCAAGUCAAAUGUGCUGAUAUAGCUCUCGAUAAGUUAUAUAUAUAUAUUUAUUUUGAUAAAUAGAAUUAUUCCGUGUUUUUUAAUCGUAGCCCAUUUGCUGGAUAGCGUUUGACAUGACUUUUUAACUUAUUGCAUUUUUGUAGUUUAAAUGUAUUGGUCUUGAUUGAUUGGAAGUCAAUAAAAUAUCGUUGUAUGGAG